UUAAGACUAGUUCUUUUAAAUGUGCCCUUCGUUCAAGUCAAGUUUUUGUCAAACAUUUCUUUCAAUCUAAAGUACCUGAUAGAGAUGUUUCAAUCUCAAACUACCUUCAGUCUCUCUUCCUCUGUUCUUUUAAUUUAAACCUUAUGAAGGGUCCUCUAAGAAGAUUUUUUUUUGCUUAUAUUGUUACCUUUUUACUAAGCUUUUAGUUGAUCUUGUUGAAAAAGAAAAAGUGGGUUGUUUGUUGAUUUGAUUUGGAAAAAAGUGAAGAUUAGGUAGAGUGGGUGGUGGUUAUUUUCUCUUGGAAAGUUGAAAAAGAUUUGUAUUUGUUUUUUGGUGUUGGUUGAGAUUGGUGGUGCUUUUUUCUGCCAAAGGUUUGUUCUGAUUACCUUUGCUCUUUGAUUUCUUGUUUCUCUCUUCAGUUUUUAGAUAGAUGAAGAUAGGUUGAUGUUUGAUUCUUGAUUUGGUUUCCUUGAAGUUUUUGUUAUUCAGUUGAAGAAAGAUGCAAGUUUUAUUAAAGUCAUCUCUUUUUCACAAUUUCUUUCUUCUUUACCCUUGUUGUUAUAUGAUAAAGUCUUGGAGGGGUAUGAAAAAUCAAUAUUUAGUUGCAGGGAAUGGAUGGAAAGGUUGAAUUUUUUGAGUUUAGAGCAGAUGGGGUGUUUUAGAUCUUGAAAUCCAGGAAAAGGACAACUUGCUUAAAUAGAAGUGGGUACUUUUAUAGAUUUCCAUUUGUGGCAGAUGGGAUUUUAUUGUCUUUGCAAAGGAAUUGGCUCGAGGAAAUGAAUACUGAAGUUUUUAGCUAUAGUCGAGAGAGUUGCCCUUUCUUUAUUUAAUUGAAUAAUAAAUUUUUAUAUAUUGGCGGUGUGGAAGUUCGACUCUUUACAUGUAUGGAUUGAGCCAGUACUCACCUGAGUGCCAAUGUUAAGAGCAUUAGCUCUUGGCUUGUUGAUUACUUUUUUGGUGAUCGUGGUUUCUGCCAUUGACAAUGAGUUUGCAAAUUGUCAUUGUGAUGAUGAGGGCUAUUGGAGUAUACAUAGCAUUUUAGAGUGCCAGAAGGUGAGUGAUUUCUUCAUUGCUGUGGCAUAUUUUUCUAUACCUAUUGAACUGCUUUACUUCAUUAGUUGCUCGAACGUUCCCUUCAAAUGGGUCCUCCUUCAGUUUAUAGCCUUUAUAGUGCUUUGUGGAUUGACUCAUCUUCUCAAUGGAUGGACUUAUUAUGGUCCCCACUCAUUCCAGUUGAUGCUAUCCCUCACCAUUGCCAAAUUCCUUACAGCCCUUGUCUCGUGUGCCACUGCAAUAACACUUUUAACUCUGAUCCCUCUCUUACUCAAAAUAAAAGUGAGGGAGCUUUUCUUGAGGCAAAAUGUAUUUGAAUUAGAUCAAGAGGUUGGGAUAAUGAAGAAGAAGAAGGAAGCCAGUUCACACGUUCGAAUGUUAACACAGGAAAUCAGGAAAUCCCUAGAUAAACAUACCGUAUUGUACACCACUUUGGUUGAGCUUUCUAAGACUUUGGAUUUGAACAACUGUGCAGUGUGGAUGCCAAAUGAGAAUGGAACACAGAUGAAUUUGACUCAUGAGUUGAAAGCAAGUUCUUCAAGGAGCUUUCACCAAUCUAUCACGACAAAUGAUCCUGAUGUGGAAGAGAUAAAAGAGAGUGAAGGAGUGAGAAUCCUGAGACCAGACUCAGCACUUGGGCUUGCUAGUGGUAGUGGAUCAGAUGAGGCGGGUGCUGUUGCAGCAAUCAGGAUGCCAAUGCUUCAAGGUUAUAAUUUUAAAGGGGGAACACCUGAAUCGGUAGAGACUUGCUAUGCCAUUCUGGUAUUGGUUCUUCCAAGUUCGAACUCAAGGAAUUGGAGCUACCCGGAAAUGGAGAUUAUUGAAGUGGUUGCUGAUCAGGUAGCUGUAGCUCUAUCCCAUGCUGCAGUUCUUGAAGAAUCUCAGCGAAUGAGAGAAAAACUGGGUCAGCAAAAUCGUGUGUUGCAGCAGGCAAGAAAGAAUGCAAUGAUGGCCAGCCAAGCAAGGAACUCUUUUCAGAAGGUGAUGAGUUAUGGUAUGAAGAGACCAAUGCACUCAAUUUUGGGCUUACUUUCAGUGUUUCAAGAUGAAAAUAUGAACUUCAACCAGAAGACACUUGUUGACACAUUGGUCAAAACGAGCAGUGUUCUCUCAACUUUGAUAAAUGAUGUGAUGGAGAUUUCAGCAAAAGAUAAUGGAAGAUUCCUGCUAGAUAUGGGACCUUUUAGCUUACAUUCCAUGAUCAAAGAAGCUUCUUGCCUUGCCAAGUGUUUCUCUGUCUAUAAAGGCUUUGGUUUUGAAGUUGGUGUUCAGAGCUCUUUGCCUGACCAAGUGAUUGGUGAUGAGAAAAGGGCUUUUCAAGUGAUAUUGCAUAUGGUUGGCUAUCUACUGGACAUCAAUAGCGGAGGUGGAACUGUCUUAAUGCGGGUUCUAUCGGAUGUCAGUAGCCAGGAAAACAAUGACAAAGUAAAUGCGUGGAGAUCAAGCACACAAGAUAAUUACCUGUACUUAAAGAUUGAAAUUGAUAUUUGUAGGGACCGUUCUCAUGCAGAUGCAUUAGUCUCAACCAAUCAUUCUUCUGGUAGGAGGCAUAACAAUGAUGAAAUUAAGGAAAGCUUGAAUUUCAGUAUGUGUAAAAAGCUUGUGCAGAUGAUGCAAGGUAAUGUCUGGAUAUCCACAAGCUCUCUGGGCUUUGCACAGAGUAUGACACUUCUUCUCAGGUUUCAAAUCCAAUCAUAUAUACAAAGAACCAUACUUGCACCUGGAAACUCUUCUGAGCAACCAAAUUCCAACUCCAGGUUCAGAGGUCUUCGAAUUUUACUAGUUGAUGAUGAUGAUAUAAACAGGACUGUUACCAUGAAGCUGCUAGAGAAGCUGGGUUGUGAAGUGACUACUGUUUCUUCUGGAUUUGAAUGUCUCAGUGCAGUUAGCCAUGCUGAAAGUUGUUACAGAAUUGUUGUUUUGGAUCUCUACAUGCCUGAAAUGGAUGGAUUUGAAGUGGCAGUGAGAAUCCGUAAAUUUCGCAGCCGUAAUUGGCCAUUGAUUAUAGCCUUGACAGCUAGUGCUGAGGAUCAUGUGCGGGAGAGAUGCCUACAAAUGGGAAUGAAUGCUGUUAUUCAGAAACCAGUUGUAUUGCAAGGCAUGGCAGAUGAGCUUCAAAGAGUUCUGCAACGGGCAGGGGAAGGGAUUUAAGGAGGUGCUCCCCUGGGUAGGCUGGAACUCAGAUUUGAUUCUUGGCCUCCAAGUAUGAGGAGGUAGUUGGCAAGGUUUUCUGGCACUGAUUACUUAUUUCAUUUCCUUUGGUGUUUCCAAUCAGCUCAUUAUCACAAUCAGUCUCAGCAUAGGGAUUUUUAACAUAGCAUUUGCAUCAUGUCAUUCCAUGGUAUACUACAAUAUAACCAUUAAAUUUUGCUAACCAUUUGCUCAUUGAACUUUAUUACUGGAAUUUCAUGGAAUGACUUGAGGUAAAAUUACUUGUUCACUUAUUCAAUACCAAAAUCAAAUUAAGUUUGAUGUAAUCCAUAAAUUUCUUUUUCUCUCUAUCUGUUGAAUGAAUGUAAACUCGAGACUUAUCAGCAGAAUACCAUGCUAUGAUGAUAUAUUGACUGAUUCUUGAAAACUUUAGCUGCAUUAAGCUGGAUUUUAUAGUCAGGCAUAUCUUUAAAAGGGUUUAUCAAGCUGCUAUAUUUUGUUUCCGAUAUCUUCCUUUCCUUUCCGGAGGGGAGCCUUGGUGUAAUCGGUACAUGUGACCUGGUGAUCACGGGUUCAAGUCAUGAAAGCAGUCUUUUGCAAAAAUGCAAGGAAAGACUAUGAACAACAGAUCUUUUUCCGGACCUCACGCAUAGCUGGAACGUUACGUUUCGGGCUGCCUUUUAUCAAUCUUUCUUUUACCGUUAGUACCGGUUAAUGUGAUUUAAACUAUUUUAAUAGCACCAGAGCUGAAUAUAAUCAAGAAAGGGUUGAAUCUUAUUCAUGAAACAGAAAUGGAAAUUUGAG
Durio zibethinus is the source of this 4008-nucleotide messenger RNA. RefSeq names its product protein EIN4-like. Gene Ontology annotation, molecular function: phosphorelay sensor kinase activity; ethylene receptor activity; protein binding. The record is from RefSeq and is a predicted model, not a curated record. Lineage: Eukaryota; Viridiplantae; Streptophyta; Magnoliopsida; Malvales; Malvaceae. Gene Ontology annotation, cellular component: endoplasmic reticulum; endoplasmic reticulum membrane. Gene Ontology annotation, biological process: response to ethylene; phosphorelay signal transduction system.